This is a messenger RNA of Ctenocephalides felis (cat flea), 1479 nucleotides long. Its product is annotated as probable 26S proteasome non-ATPase regulatory subunit 3. The record is from RefSeq and is a predicted model, not a curated record. The transcript is spliced from 10 exons. The coding region runs from base 1 to 1479 and encodes 492 amino acids. Gene Ontology annotation, biological process: ubiquitin-dependent protein catabolic process; regulation of protein catabolic process. Gene Ontology annotation, cellular component: proteasome complex; proteasome regulatory particle, lid subcomplex. Lineage: Eukaryota; Metazoa; Arthropoda; Insecta; Siphonaptera; Pulicidae. Gene Ontology annotation, molecular function: enzyme regulator activity.
AUGGGUAUGCCUGUGAAAGAAAACCUUUCCAAUGAUGAAAUUAUGAAGGAGCCUGUUGUUACUGCGAAUAAAAAUGUUUCCACAUCUGAAGACAUCCAGUCCGUAGUUUUGAUGAUUCGAGACCAUGUCUCGACUAUUAAUAAAACCGUCCAGGCCGGAGAACAGGGACACAUCAACAGGAUUUUACGUGGUCUGGUGGCUACCAGGAAGAAGCUGAAUCCUAAAGUUUUGGAACUUGCAGCGUAUUACAUUUACCCCUCGAGUGAGAUCAAAGACAGGCUGUUGACUAUAAUAGUGCCCGAUCCAAAGCAAAAAGUGGUGCUGAAGCCAACAAAAUCUAUGACCAGUAUCUCAAUGCCCAUUCCCGAGGUGGACGCCUACUUUCGCCUUUUGAUGCUAAUAAACGCCAUCGACGAAGACAGACUAGAGGACGCCAAACUCUGCGCCAAGGCCGCCUCCGAUGUAAUAGCCGAGCAGAACCGACGCAGUCUCGACGGAAUAGCGGCCAGGAUUUAUUUCUAUCUGUCCAGAGUCGCUGAACUUCGGGGCGAAUUCAGCACCUUGCGGGCGCCUCUGCACUCCAGACUGAGGACUUGCACGCUCCGAAACGAUUACGAGGGUCAAGCUGUGAUUUUGAAUUGUUUACUCCGUAAUUAUUUACACUACAAUUUAUAUGAACAAGCUGACAAGCUCGUCAGCAAAAGCACUUUUCCCGAAUCUGCAAGCAACAACGAAUGGGCCAGAUAUUUAUUUUAUUUGGGCCGAAUUAAGGCAGCUAGAUUGGAGUACAGCGCUGCACAUAAACAUCUGGUCCAGGCAAUGCGUAAAGCACCACAAUGCGCUGCUCUUGGGUUUCAAUUGAUUGCCCAAAAAUUGGCUAUUGUUGUUGAAUUACUCCUAGGCGAUAUUCCAGAGAAACAAGUUUUUCGCCAACCAGGACUGAGGCGUUCUCUAUUCCCUUACCUCCAAUUGACAAAGACCGUCCGGAUGGGAAAUCUUCAGGCUUUCGGCGAAGUUUUGGACCAGUUUUCCAACCAGUUUCAAGCUGAUAAUACUUGUUCCUUAAUUCUACGCUUGCGAAAUAAUGUCAUAAAAACCGCGAUCCGAUCAAUUGGCAUGGCAUAUGCAAGAAUCACACCAGCAGAUGUUGCAAAAAAGCUUGGACUUGACUCUAAGGAAGAUGCCGAAUUUAUGGUUGCCAAGGCGAUUCGAGAUGGAGUCAUUGAGGCGACGAUAGAUCCUGAAUGCGGUUGCAUUAAAAGUAAAGAAACUGCUGAUAUUUAUAGAACACGAGAACCCCAGCUUGCUUUUCAUGAAAGGAUCUCAUUCUGUCUCGAUUUGCAUAAUCAAAGUGUGAAAAGCAUGAGAUUUCCACCUAAGAAACCGGUAUCUAAUUUGACUUUGCCUAUUUCAAAAGAACAACAAUUCUUAGAAAUCGUACAAGAACUGUCUGGAGAUCCAGAUGAGGACGAUUUUUAA